AUGGCUAAGGUUAUGAGGCUUAUCAUUUUCGUGUGCGUGGCCCUGGUGGCCAUUUCGGUACCAGCAGCGUCCUCGGUGCAGAGUCAACAAGAGCGGAUCAGACCUGGCUUCCGGCAACGGCUCCCUUCGUCCAUUAGACCAUUUUCCGCUUUCCGACGCCGUGGACAAGAAGCCUCAGACUCAGUGGUAUAUCUCAACAUCGUCUACUUGAGGCUAGUGGGCACCCGACAAUGUGCGACUGGAGAGCUCACCGUCGUUGUUCACGGCAAAGCGCUAAAUAACGCAACACUGGGCGAUGUGCAGACUAGCCUUACGCGCACAUUCGCUUCCAGCCUGAAGGAACCUUCGUCGACGUUGGCAAUCCGCAGGUGGUCCUGGAAGGACCCAUUGUUUUUGAGGCUCACGUUGAAUCGACGCGCUGUUCGCACUGGCAGCGGCUUGCCCCGCAGUACUCCGCUUUAUCAAGUUGCUAAACAGCGGCUUUUCGUGUUUGUUUGCAAACCAACACCGACUUCAUCAUGCAGGCGGGCUGCGCUGGACCCACGGCCCCUGUACGGUGUGCCGAAAGUGGGUGUCCAAGACAAAUACACCCUUCACGUCAGCAUGGAUGUGUUGGGAAUGUCUCUGCGAGAACCGCUCGAACACCAAGAGGAAGAACCCGGGCCUGCGAGUGUGUCCACUUACGCAGCAGCUCAAGCGAUUCUUGAUGGCGCGUCGAGCUUUGGCAUAGGCGCGUUUGGUAGUGCAAAACCGAACCUCAAACAGAUUUCCAUGUAUGCCAGCGGCGCAGAGCUCGAAAAACAGGUGUACACUCCCACUGCCAGUCAACUGGCUCUGUUUCUUCCCUCGAAGACUUUUUUUGGCGUUGAAGUGACCUCUGUUUCGGAUGGCACUUUCCGAAUUCCGGUCUCCGCGUCUCGCCUCGUUCCCUUCUCUGCGAUGUCGUACAUGUGCACCGGAUCUCAGACACACAAACUGACUCAAACAGGCAUGAACAUCUUGGAGAAACGCGUGCAUGGCAAAGAAAACCCGCCCAGUGAGGGUGCCGAAGUGCUUCUCAAUCUGUUGGCUGCUCGCAAACCCGUAAACGGUGUAUUCGAACAAGAUCCGACGGUCGUCCUCCUACAGCUUUGGCGCACACCCGAAGGCUCUGAGAGCUGGCAAGAGACUCCGCUUAUGUGGGAAUUUCCUGACACGCUCGAGGCAAUCGAAGAUGCAGGCGAAUAUCGCAGCGGCAUCCUUUCCAGUAUUGCCGCCAACACACGGAUCAUAGGGAAAAUGGCUGGCUGGCUGGCUUCCCGAUCUUUUUCGAGAAGGUUCAUUAGAACACUGAUUAGGCUAAAUAAUAUUGAUCUGGAAGAGGCCUUCAGCAUGAGUGACAAGGACAGACGCCACUCUGCAGCAGAUUUUCGGAGCGUGCAAGAGUUCUUCACCCGACCUAUCAACUACCACGUCUAUCGCGACAUGGACCCUCGAGCAUCCAUUAUGGCUCCGGCGGAUUCUCUAAUUCAAAAUAUUUACACGAUUCGACCUGAUUUUAAAGGCGAGAUUUCUCAUCCAAUCAUUCCUCAGGUGAAAUCGACGUCGUUCAAUCUGCGGGAGUUUCUCUAUGGAGCACGACAAGUGCCUCCUCUCCAGCUUCAGUCGCCUUCAAACCGCCUCUUCGUUAGCAUUUUGUAUCUUGCCCCGAGUGACUACCACCGAGUUCAUUCUCCGGCAGACUGGACAGUCACAUCACAGACCUAUAUCCCGGGGUGCACUCCCUCGGUGAGCCGCAGAAAUCUGGAGGCGGGCGAUUUGCUUCACCGAUACGAGCGCACGGCGCUCAUUGGACACUGGGAUCCAGAGAAAAAUGGUCAGCAAUUGUUUUUCUCCGUGACCAUGGUGGCAGCGAUGUUCGUCGGAGGCUUGCGUCUCUCUUGGGAGGAAGAGCCCCUCGGUGCGAGCAUGAGAUUGGGCCGCUGCACGAGAUACACCGAGUCCUACGAGAAGCAAGUCGACGUGGAAUUGUGUGCGAGCCAGGAAAUCGGAGCUUUUCGCUUUGGAAGUACAGUCGUCAUGAUCUUCGAGGCACCUGAAGACUUCGAUAUGACUUCUGUCGGCCAGUGCUCCCACGUUGCGGCAGGCCAACCAGCAGGCUAUCUGGGACAAGGCCGCGAAAGGCCUCUUCAAGAGAGAUGCAACGCAUUUCGUGGAAACUUUGAAUCACCUUUCCACUUUUGGAAGCACCUCCAGAAAACAUCCAGUGUUGAUGACAUUUUGAAACAAAACACGCUCGCUCCUCGCGCUUGGCGUCAGGAGCCUGGGCGUGUGUGGGCCGAAGUUCUCCGCGCCACAGAACGUGGACUUCUCUAUGGCUUCGCUCUUUCACACUACCUCUUGAAACGAUGGGCUACGGAAAAUGGUAAUCUUGGGGAGCUUGUGCUGGGCCAACCGGAAGUUCUACGGCAAAACAUCAACGGUAGCGACUCCGUCAUCCGUGAGGGCUUUCGAUGCUUUGCGGCAAAAGACAAGAAGCAGAUCAGACUGCAGAUGUCGGGACGGCAGAGCCAAGUUUCUCUCACUGCUACGGUAACCCCAGAUGAACAAUUUCUUUUCCAGCAUCCCUUUUAUGGAUGCGUUGGAGACGAGAAAUUGGGCAAACUUGUCCGGGGCAUCGAUGCGACGUGGAUCCUUCUACCUGAGCGAGCUGUGCUGCUCACGCUCAAGGUGUCCACAGGAAGCAAACAAGAGGACGGUCGCGUUCUACGAGUGGCGACGACGAAAAUUGAAGUCCAAACAGAGCCUUGCCAGGGUGGCUGGGAAGAGAGCCGAGUCGGUACCACAUCUACAACCUGUGCAAUUCGUACGGUGGAGAAGCGAGAGGAGUCCAUCUCGGAGGGUGUGCUUACCAAUGGGGAUCUCUGAGGACUGGAAGCACUGCAAGUAUACAGCGAAUCAGUUUUUUCAUUGAAGAGAGCACCGAUAGUUCACGCACUCAUGCGCAUUCCUACAACUUAAAACAGAGCGACAGUGCUGCAACGUUAUUUCGCAGUUGCGUUUUAGCUUUGUGUAUGGUACACCAGUGACCACAUGACGCCGCUGCUAGUAUGGUACUUUCUAUGCGGUGCACUAGGGGACAAAAUUGGCACGGUUCACAUUGUUCCGUCUUCUGCCUUUUUUCUCAAACAGCACCGGGACCAGAAAGAUGCUUUUGGUUUUGUGCGACAUACGCAUGAUGCUCCCUGCGUUUUCAAGGCUGCCGAUCCACAAAUCGGCAUACCUGCUUUGAAAGAAUUGACACAAGGUAGUGGUGUGCAGUGAGAAUAAGCGAACACCGCAACGCACGCCUUGUUUGAGUUGUUUCAUGUCAGCGGAGCAGGGAAUUAGGGGUGGCCGGUGCUCACGCUUGUUGUUUUCGUUCGCAUUGUGUCUUGUCUGCCCUAUCAUUUAUGAAGUACGUUUCCGCGGUAUAUCGAAAUUUCGUUGUGAAAGAUGUAAAGAGAGAGGGAAAUGCGACUAGCAAGCAAAUUUCGCCACCUCGAGUCUCUCCAUAUAGAAUAUUUUUGGCUGCAGGAGAUUCAACUUAUCUCUGUUCAGUAUCACAUCCCCUAACAGCCUCUCUUGGAUUCUGCUCAAUUUUCCUCUGUAUCAACUGAUAUCUGUGAAGGCAUGCUUAGCCGCAGAACCAGGUGCAGUCCGCAUGCGGGUCCUUUCGUGUCGUUCUGCUUUCUAUGCAAGCAUUGCCCGCACAGCAAAUGAAAUGUGUUUUUUUCCCGGGUAUAUUUCAAGAAGGGGAAAAUGAUGUAUGGCCGGUACAGAAUCGAGUUGUAAUUUACUGUUUUGUCCUGUGUAUGCGAACCCAUGGUGUGCAAGCGCCUAGAUCAAGAGAAGAAGCCCGGAAAGGGAAUCGCGUUCGAGACUGCUUCACGAGUUGUCCGCACACAUAUACGUGAUUUCGCCUGCGUUUCACCUCAGCUCUGGCCAAGCUGUUUUACGCCGUGAGUUUGAAACCGAUUUUCAACGUUUCAGUGACAGCUGCUUUCUUAAAUCGGGUUCCAUCUGCACAACUGCAACACACGCAGCACGUUUCGUUUUUAUGGACACCUUUCAAAUGCCGCUCUCGAUUGGUGGACUCAUUGAGGUGCAUUCAUUUGCGUCUGUUAAAGGAUGGGCCUAGGUGUCAUAACCGCGAAGAAUGGAUUUUCUGAGAAAGCAUGCGCCGAAUAGUCACUGAAACGAAAUCGUGGAUUUGAAAGCCACUCAAAUUGCCACUCGAUCACCAUUUUUUGGAGCAAAGAUGGUUUUCUUCUGUGUGAGUGGGGGGAAAGAUGAAUGAGUGUUGUUUUACAGAGUAUGAGUGACACAGAUUCCUUUCCAGAGCUCCCGAAAAAAAAUUCGCGUAUAGACAUGUGCACGCAUUCAUAAAUUCAUACCUCUUUGCAGAAUUCCUUUGAUUCGAUCCGCGCAUAAUUUUUUUUGUUUUUUCGAACUUGGAGAAAACGUUUAUAGAGGGGAAUGUGUCCAUAUGAGCACAUGCCAGUUUCUGUGCGCAAACACAGAGCCGUGGUGUCUCGAGCUGCUUUUAUAUUUCUUGUCCAGAAACCGGAUUACAUUGUUUUGCGUCCAUUCGAAAUUGU
Toxoplasma gondii ME49 is the source of this 4619-nucleotide messenger RNA. RefSeq names its product phosphatidylserine decarboxylase. The record is from RefSeq and is a predicted model, not a curated record. The transcript has 13 exons. Gene Ontology annotation, biological process: phosphatidylethanolamine biosynthetic process. Gene Ontology annotation, cellular component: mitochondrion. The coding region runs from base 1 to 2907 and encodes 968 amino acids. Gene Ontology annotation, molecular function: phosphatidylserine decarboxylase activity. Lineage: Eukaryota; Apicomplexa; Conoidasida; Eucoccidiorida; Sarcocystidae.